Xyrichtys novacula (pearly razorfish) is the source of this 8571-nucleotide messenger RNA. NCBI's taxonomy places the organism in Eukaryota, Metazoa, Chordata, Actinopteri, Labriformes, Labridae. The record is from the annotation of a GenBank genome assembly.
GAGAGCGAGAGAUAGAGAGGGAGUUGAGAGAGAGUGGGUUGUUGGCAUUUGGCACAAACAAACCAGGAAAGAAGAAGCCUGAUGGAAAGAGCCGCUGAGGACAAACAAAGACGUCUGUGACUCUUUCUGUGAGUAAACCUGAUCUUAAAAAUCACUAAAAUUAUGAUCUACAAUUAUCUUUCAGCAGAAGACAACUUUUUAAAUCUGUGUGUUUGUGUCUGACAGGUGGUGUAAGGAUGACGGUGACAUAUUCCAGCAAAGUAGCAAAUGCCACCUUCUUGAGUUUCCACCGGCUGCUGCUGCGCUGGAGGGGAAGCAUCUACAAGCUGCUGUACCGAGAGUUCAUCCUGUUUGUUCUGCUCUACACACUGCUCAGCCUUGUCUACAGGUCACACACACACUCAUAAAACACAGCUUUUUAUAUUUUUAGAAAUACUGGUACGUACAUGUGACUGCAAAAUACUCUGUUGGCACUAAAAGACUAGAGUUGAGGGUGUUGCAGAUAAAAGAUGCUCAAGCCCGAGAAAGUUUCGUCAGGUUAAUUUUCGACAGGUUAGUUACACGACUGGGUGUAAAAAGGCAACUGCAGAAAGAAAGAUUGGGAGAGAUUCAACGCUGUGAAAAACUGCAAGAGCAACUAAUCAGAAUAAUGUUCCUCUGGGUAGAAUUGGAAGUGAUCACUGGAUUUAAUCGUCUACAGUAGAGAUCAUUGGCCUACUGUCCAAAAAAUGCAGCAGAAGUGCCCUCUUGAAUGCUCUUGUUGUUGAUAAAACAGUAUAAAAUGCUCUCUUUGGUGCCGUUUUCUUAGAAAUGUUAAAGUGGCUGCUUGUCUACAAGAUUAAACAUGGCAAAAAGCCUUCUGGAUGCCUGUGCAGUAUAAGAAAAAGUGUUUGAGAGGUGCUCUGUGGGUGUUUCAUUUUUCAUUAUGUGGCAAAAAUGUUUUCUGGAAGCCUGUUCAGUUUAUGAAAAGCUAAAAGAAAUGCUCUCUGGACGCUCUUCAGGUUUAUUUAAAGCUUAAAAAGUGCUGCCUGGAUUUUUUUCAGUAGAUGCAAUUUUUAAAUUGUUACGACCUGUUUGAGAUUAUUCAAGAUGGUCUGAAAUGGUAGAAUGUUUUUAUGAGCUACACAUCAAUCUGUUUAUACUGUUUUGUGUAUUUGUUGUUUGGUCUUUAAAGCUACCCCAAUAAGUUUUUUUUUUAUAUUCAUAAAAUAAUCUUAAAGUGAUAGUAAUGCUAGUUUGUGAUAUCUAAAAGUAACCAGGACCAUCAAGGGCAAAAAAGACAAUUUGAAUAUCAUGUAUAUUGAUGCCUAAAAACGGUGCGAGGGGGUAGGUGUCAGCAAAGCAGCUAAAGAAAAAGUCCAGUUUUUAUGAAUUCCACCAAAAGUGCUCACCAGAAAUGAUAAGUCAACAGAACAGGAUUUUUAGCUUUUAGAGAAUAAGACCAACAAAUAUUGCUUUGUCCACAGGGGGCACCAAAGUGGACACGAACUGAAAGUUCCUUACAGGAGCUUUAAAAACUGUGAAACCUAACCUCAAAAUUAAUUCUGUUUAUGUUCCUUAACAGUCCGAACUUCUAAAUUAUGAAAAAAUUAUUGGUAGUUACUAUAGCUGCGAUGAUGACAAAGUGACAUUAAAGCCAAGUACUAAUGCUAAGAUGGAGAUCAUGUUUGUACUUAUGUAUCAGAGUGGAUGUGUUCUAGUUGUUGGUUUUAACAUGUUUUUUUUUCCACUGUGUUGCAGAUAUUUUCUCACUGGUGACCAGAAAACGUUGUUUGAGAAACUUUCGAUGUACUGUGACAAAUAUGCAGAGCAGAUCCCUGUCACCUUCGUCCUUGGUACGUCUCCCUGUUUCCUUCAGUCUGUUGAUAAGAAGAAACCUCUUUUAAAGCCUGUUUUGUUUAAAUUGUUUCAAUUUGCUGCUAAUUCCUGUACAUAAACAAGUCUUGCCAGUACAAUUUUUUUCUAUCAGAUCUGCUGUUUGUAAUCAUGCUGCAGGAAAACUUCUGUUUUCUUCAUCAUGAUACAAAAAAAUCUGGAUUUGUCUCCAGUUUUCUCUGACGCUGCAUGACUGAAACCUCCCACAGACCUGACACACUAACCCACUGAAGGAAUACUUAACCAGGACAAGUUACAGCCCAUUAUCAUUCCAGACUUCACCCUGAUGAAGACUCAAUCGUUUACUAACGUGUCGGGUAUCCACAAACAAAGUGCCCUGCGACUGUAUGGUGUUAUUAAUAAUCACAGGUGGAACCAUGCUAAUAUUAGUCCUCUGAGACCACGGAUUUAUAAGACAUGUGAGCGCUUUGUUUAGAGAGUGUAUGAUGGAUUGUGAGCUGUAGAAAAAAGCUGCUGAAUAAACACAGAGACAACGCAGCUAAGAAUACUUUACCCUUUAUAUUCUGAAACUACAUCUUAUUACAGCAAACACACGCAAAAACAAUCAACUAACCAACUAUUCUCAUGCAAAGAUUUCCAUCAUAGAAGUGAAUUAAAAUUUUGAAGUCCAGAAAACAAAUCUGAGUUUAAAGAAAACAUCCAAAUCCUCGCUAAAUGCUAACUCCGCUUCCUGCCUGUGAGUGUUCGGUUGCCUCAUUAGCCGACUGCUAAUGGAAACAGAUCAUUAAAGAGCAGAGACGGACUAAAAGCAGGCUGAGUGUUUGUGGAUCUGAUCUCUGCUCACAAAACAGUGAAUAUCCACACUCAAGGGUUUCUCAUGAACACUCAAGGAAAAAAAAACCCUGUGAUGUACGCAGAUAAACUAAAGCCAUUAUCCUCUUCUAGUUGCUCGUCCAUAUUAUGUUAGAGAGUGCUAAACAGAAACAGAAAAAUGCAAUAAUCAUACCUGAUUGUAUAUAGCUAUAUAUAGCCUACAACACUAUAUUUUAAAAUACAAAAAAAACAUAUUAACAUUGUCACAUUGUCAUGAAAAUAUAGUCAUAUAAUGAUAUUUGAGUCAUGAUAAUAUGAAAAUAUAGCCAUGCCGGUACAUAAUUUAGGUGAUAAGGUUACAAAUAUAAAAAUUUAAUUAAAGUUGUCUGAAAAAAAGUAUUUUUUCACGUUUAAAGUCACCAUAUAAUGAAAUUGAGACACAGUAUCACAAAAUGACGGUAAAAUACAAUAAGAUUAAGUCUAGUGUAAUGAGAUUAAAGUUAUAGAUAAUAAGAAUAGAUGUAUUAAUCAAAUGAGGAUACAUGUUUAAUGUAGAAAAAACCUCAAAACUACACCGCUGAGGCUUAACAUAAAAAAAAAAUAACUUAUAAAUCUGACACUUUUGCUCGUUUCUCAGGUUUUUAUGUGACUCUGGUGGUGAAUCGAUGGUGGAAUCAGUUUGUUAACCUGCCCUGGGCCGAUCGGAUGAUGUUCCUCAUUUCCAGGUACGAUCAAACUGUGAUAGAAAUUCAUCAGUCAUUGAUUCUAGUCAUUGGUUUUUCCAUCAUCCAAUAUGUCGCUAAGGUUAGAUGGGGAUCCAGAGACUUAUUACACCUGGACUCAAACAAUAAAAGUUACAUGACCACAUAGUUAGCAGGAGAAGUGUUGGUGUUCAGAAGUGUCAGAAGAAGUUGAUGUGCUCGGUGAUUUAUACUGUUUGUUCCUCCAGCUGUGUUCAGGGUAAAGACGAAUAUGGCCGCCUGCUGCGCCGGACGCUGGUGCGCUACGUCAACCUGACCUCACUCCUCAUUUUCCGCUCUGUGAGCACCGCCGUCUGCAAACGCUUCCCAACCAUGGACCACGUGGUGGAGGCAGGUAAGAAUCAGAGAGUUUGGGUUUGGUGACAGAUUCAAGAUUGUGCACAUGUGGAGUUGAGAUGGUCUUUUUCCUGUAUUGUUCAUGUUGCAUCUGAUGGAGUUCGGCUCCCUCCUGGCUGGUCCUUCCUCUUCCUGUUACUGUCUAAUUUGACCCCAGGGAUUGGCUCAUUAUCAGCCUAUUAGAGCUGCAGGAGAACAGAGCUAGCCUCGAUGAUUAUUGCUGAUUCUUGACUGUUUGUCCAGACUAUUAGCCCUCCACUGUAAAGCAGUCAGUGUCCCUCUGAACAAAAGGUUUCUAUUCACAUGAUUCAAAGAGAAAAGCUGAACUCCAUCUCUGCAGGGCGCCUCAUUUCAUGGUGAAUCUGCUCAUAUGUAGGUUUCAUGACCCCAGAGGAGAGGAAGGUGUUUGAGAACGUCCGCUCUCCUCACCUUAAGUACUGGAUCCCUGUCGUCUGGUUCACCAACUUGGCCUCCAAAGCUCGGCAAGAGGGUCGAAUUCAGGACAGCAUCGACCUGCAGAGCAUCCUUCAGGUCACUAACGAUCAACAUUUACAUUCAGUGCUAUGUCCGGUUUACCUCCAUUUUAAGCGCCCGUUAUUCCGCCAGAGUCUCCGGUAUUUACUUCAUUUUCUUGCUUUUGUUUUCCGUACUUUCUGGUUGGUUUCUACUGUCCGAUGUUGUAGCACGCUAAAUUUGUUUAGGCUCAUGCACGUUAUUGGAGGACAUGGACUAUGCCUACCUACCUGCCUAUCCUGCCUACCCCACCUUAAACAGACGUUCAUUCAUUCAAAUAUCUCUGAUGUUAUAAAUGUUAGUCGAUCUCCGAACAUGGCAGAGCAUUCAAACAUGACUGGGCCGACAGAAGGAGCGUUGGCCUGAAGUAUCCAUCAGGUGUGACGUUAGCACAAAACAUUAAUCAAGGAUGUUCCCGUUGCAUUUCCCCGUCACAUGGAAAAAGGCAAUGAGGCAACCACUUCAAAGUCUCAAUCCCUAUCUGUCUGUGACCACACAAGCGAGUCAUGCUGGUAAUGCGACACCCCAGGCCAGAGGGUGACGGUCCUCCCAGCCAGAAAGUUGUGGAGUUGCUGAAAUCUGCUGCCAAACUUGGACCUGGCUGACUGACUCUGCGUUUGUGUCUGCAGGAGAUGAACGUCUUCAGGACUUGGUGUGCGACUCUGUUCGGGUACGACUGGGUCGGCAUCCCUCUGGUUUACACCCAGGUCAGUCCCUCUGCCUUGUCGUAUAUCUGUCACACUAACAUGUUUAAGAUGGAUGUGACUGCAGCUCAUCUAAUUACAUAAUUACAUCAUCGCUCGUCAUUACUGUAACCCAAUCAGAGCUCUCAGACUCCCACACAGAGGAAGAGGAGGCUCAGCGCAGUCUCUGUUUCACUCCACAGGUCGUCACUCUGGCUGUCUACACCUUUUUCUUUGCUUGUCUUAUUGGCCGCCAGUUCUUGGACCCCGGCCGGGGUUACCCAGGCCACGACCUGGAUAUUUACGUUCCUGUCUUCACCCUGCUGCAGUUCUUCUUCUAUGCUGGCUGGCUGAAGGUACUAAAAACUCCUCUUUCCACAGAAAGACUGAUUAUAUUUCAAACCUGGACCCAACCAUUUUAAGUUAACUGGCAAAGAAGAAAACCAUAGCACCAUUUUUCAACACCUGAAGUUGCUGCUAGUGCCAAAGUUGCAAAAUGUCACAAACAUGCCAGCCAGUUAAGGCAUCAGUAGACCAACAAAUCCACUGUCAGGAGAAGUAAAAUCAAGUAUUUUGGGCAACUGAUCCUGGUUUAACUGAAGGAAACAAUGCAAAAGUUAUUUUCAACCAAAGGUCUGUCUCUGUAGUGAUUCCUUCUGUUAAACUGUCAGAUACUUGAAAUAACAAACUAAGCCUGUUGAGGACAAAAACCUUCAGUGUGUGCAGGCUGAAGUCAUGUACUCGUGCAUUCCCAAAGCUGUUUUCCACAGUAGCCACUGAAAUCCCACAAUAAAAAACAAUAAGACCACAGUUCACACUUUUUGACCUCCUGUCUAUGGCUGACAGCCAAAGGUCCUUUGGUUCUCACUGAAGAUUUCAAUCUUCAGCUUCUUUAUUUUUUUUUCUCCCUUGAUGCUUCCUUUCUGACUGAGUCAUAAACAAGAGUGGGGUUGACCUUGUAUCAACUCUUAACCUUGUGGUGUUGGAAAAAUAAAAGACCUCAUAAAGUUAUAAAUAACAAACUUGAUGGACGUGAUCCAGACUGGCAAAAAAAAGCCUCACAAGUCCAACAGUUUCAAGUUUAUCUCAUGUGUUGCUCUCAGAGAAAAGUGAUUGCUUCUCUUCUCAAUCCAAAAAAAAAAAAAAAACCAAACAAGACAGGUUCAACUUUUACAGUCAUGUCAUCAAAGAGAAUUCAAGUGAGAUUUGUGACUUGCUAUCAGGUGGCGGAGCAGCUGAUCAACCCAUUUGGAGAGGAUGAUGAUGACUUUGAAGCCAACUGGAUCAUUGACAGGAACCUCCAGGUCAGCAGCCAAUCAAAGAGUCUCAAAAACUCCAAUGUUUAAAUCUUGCAGCUUUGUCAAACUGAGAACUGAGUAGGCAACUCUUCAAGAACAAACAAUAAUACUGGUUUCCAAAAGUAUCUUAUGUUUGCAUUGAACCCAAAAGCUUAUACUCAUCACUUUUUGUCCUUGCAGGUUUCUCUGCUGGCCGUGGAUGAAAUGCACAUGAACCUGCCUCAUAUGACCAAAGACAUCUACUGGAACGACCUUGAGGCCCGGCCACCAUACACUGUGGCUGCUGCAGACUACUGCAUCCCAUCAUUCCUCGGCUCCACAACUGACAUGGGGUGAUUUUUCAGUUAUCACACAUUGGCAGAUUUAAUGGUUGUGGAUUGGUUGGGACCAAAAGUGCAGCAAUGUCUGAUUUCACUGCAGCUGUUACGCAUAAAUCAGCAUUAGCAUUCAUUUUGGGGGUGAUAGCACUUGGGUAUUUGCAAUGGUAAAUGAUAUUCCCUUGAAGAUGCACCAUAGUCAAGUAAUGUUGCAGAGUUCUUUCAUGACUGGCUGUAGGUGAAUAUAUUGGAUUCCAAGAAGUUCAAAUUGUUAAAACAACUUUUGUCCAUAUGUUUUCCAGACUCUCUGACAUCCUGCAUUUUGAGGAAGUUGAUGUCAACAACAUUCAACCACAACACCCAGAAUCCAUUUUGACUUUGCGCCAAGAGUCGGUAAUGUUACUGUUUUCAAUGUUUCAAUGCACUUUUACUUUUUGGUGUAGAGAGCUCCGGCUGUUGUGGUUCUUUGUUCUUCACAGUUAUGUUCAGCCUUCAGUUUUUGACAUUUGCAGGUUCUGGGACGAGUCCGUCGGCUGCUGAGUGUUCAGGAGCCCCCUGACCUUCGAUCUCCUCGGCCCACCUUCAAACGACACAGCAGUGAUGCAACUGGAAGCUUCUUCCCAGACUUCAGGUGCGGUAUUUUAAGUAUCAUAUCGACCUAAAUAUAAGACAACCCUGGUUUAAAGUCAUUCCACUUUUGUCCCCAGGGUCCACCCAGGUCCAGUUAACGUUCACCCUCCAUCAUCUUUGGCCAUGCCUCCUCCAGCCAUGGACACUCUGUCCACUGUGAAGGAGGUCAGCAGCAACCCCCCAUCCCCCAAAGGUUCACCCUCUGCUGUUUUCCCCCGGCUCGUCAUAAGCCCACCUUUGUCAGGGGACAUCUUGCAAGGCACAGAUUCUUCUGGUAAUGGUGAAGCAGCGAGACCUCAAAAUGGACUGGACCCCUCUUCCACUGAGGAGAUUCCAGGCUUGGAAACCACAAGGUGAUUCACUGGCCUUUAUUAACUUCACACUCCAUUUUUGUCCAACCCUGCCCCCUAUGUAACCAAUUACCAAAAUCACAAGCAGUCAUCGGCAGUAUCUUCUUUGGGAAUGUACUUCUUGUUUAUCAUUUACGUUUCUUAAUGUCUACUUUCUAUUCCCUUAAUUUCAUUUGAAUUGUGACCUUAUUUGCCCAGGGCUGGCUCUGCAGUCUGUUAUUCCCCAACACAACUGGGACCCAAGGAAUUUCGCUGGACAACACAAAAUGUCCACAAUCCACCACCCACUCGACCACGAGGACGCCAGUUCUCCCUCCAGUUCUCAAGACAGAUCUCCAAAGGGUCAAUCCGGAGCCUACCAAGUCCUAAGGGUCUGGGAAGGCGGAGACGAAUGCUGGCUCGAUUCCAAUCCAGGCGAUCUCCUGGCCCCCCUUCUGACACUUUACAAAUCCCUGACUCUGAGUUUGACCAAGACUUCCAAGCAAUGGCAGGAACUGAGGAUGACAACAAGGAAGGAACCAACGAAAGCCAAGAAAUCAAAAACCCAGAGUCCCAAUCACAGAGCUCUGAAAAUGUAUGAGAACCUCUUACAGUGACUGAACUCUGCAAAAAAAUGAGCCUGUAUGCAAGCUGGUGUUGACAUUGUCUAACAAGGAAGGGCAACUAAGACCAGGUUGAUUUAAAACACUCUUAUAGGAGUGCUGAGAAGAGUUGGUUGUUUCCAACGUUGUCAUUAAAAAAAAUGAACCUAAACCAAAAAACACCAAAGAGUGUAGAAAAUUCAAGAAACAGUAAGCAAAGAUGGGAGGCGCAAACAAAAAAAGUGCCACAGCUGUGUGCCAAAAGCUAAAAACCUGCCAACCUGCCUUUUAUUUUAAAAUAAAAGCUGUGGUCUGAUAUAUUGUAUUCUUACUUGGGUGUUUUUGAAUGAAAUAUAAAAAUCUGAACUAAAAAAAGUCAAUGCUACAGCACAGUACAGACAAAAACUUUCUAUGCUGACCACUGAUUGAAAAAUUUACUCAGGAACAAGAAGU